Messenger RNA from Amoebophrya sp. A25, 4959 nucleotides. Lineage: Eukaryota; Dinophyceae; Syndiniales; Amoebophryaceae. The record is from the annotation of a GenBank genome assembly.
GGCUAGUUCCGCUUCCAGAUCCCUUGUUUUGCGUUGGCCGAAUGGAGGAGAGCAAAGAAAUUUUUAGGUCUAGCAACAAGGUGGAUCCUCUUUGAUCAUAGGCACACUAAUUAAAACAGCCGGUUAGUUUUCACCUCACCAAAUCUAGGCUCAUCCCGUGCAGCAAUAGGCACACUACUUCACGACCCCCGCACUUACUUACUCACUAGUUAGUGGAUCCAUUCACAAGAAAAAAGUGCCAGUACUCACGAUAGUCGUCAGGACGAGGCUCUAACUUCUUAACAUUGGAAUGCGACGCAAGUUUGUUGGAUUAUUACGAUGUAACCGAAGUGCAGGUGACCGAGAAGCCUCCGCCAGCUUUUUUUGGGCAAUCUCAUGUUAAGGCAUCUUUAUGUCAAUCAAGCACUACAACAACGUCUGCUAUGAACGUCUAUGCCUAUGCAUGAUUAUUUCAUCCUUGUGGUCUCUCUCUCUUUGGUACUAAUUCCCCUACGACCUGCUCUAAGUAUCCUUGGUUUCGGUUCACGCCUUUUUUGCGAGACGAUUCGGGCAUCUUGUACGCAAAGAAUCUGAUUCCGGUUUCACGUCAAAGUACAACAACAGCAAGGAGUACAAAUCAAGAUACAGUAAACAGUGUUGUCAAGAACAUCAAGACCACAGAAGGAGGACCACCAGAGCAGGAAGAUAAUGACUUAGAAAUGUCCAGCAUCAUCGUAGAGGAAGACUUGGACAUAACCCUGUUAAGACUACCGCUAGCGCAUAAAUCUUCCUUAAUGUCACCUUGUUCCUGGGCCCUCAAGAUAAUGGCUCUCAAGAUAAUGGCCCUCAAGAUAAUGCCUCUUCAAGGGGAAAAAGAAGUGUCCAACAAGGGUAUCAUGGCUCUCAAGGAAGAUGCAACGUGGUAGCUCUAACCCUGCCUUCCGCAACCGACGCCUUCUGGCAAGAAGCGAAAGACGACAAUGCAACUGACGCCUUUUUGCCAGAAGCGAAGGACGACAAUGCAACCGACGCCUUCUGGCAAGAAGCGAAAGACGACAAGAAUAACGACAGUGACGAGUACGAUGUCGAGUACGAAGAUGUCGAACUACGUGGAGAAGAUGAGGAAGGCAUUUUUUUAAGGGUUGGAAGUUGACCUCUCUAGAAGCAUUUAUCUAUGGCCUUUUCAAGUAGACAAGUGAUAGAUAUGCGACCAGCGACCUAGCAGGUCGGUCAACUUGCAACCCCAGCUAAUUCUUGACUCUGCUAGCUCGACCAAAAGAGCUACUUACCAAAGAACAUCUUCGCGGGAGAUAAUCACAGCAGGUGCCGCGUUGGGAGUUGCCGAUGUCGACGACCCCUUAGACGUGACCCUGCCCACAGCACUGCCCACAGCCACAGACUUGCCGAUUGAUAUGGACGUCGAAGUAGAGGAUGGUGAGGGCAUGAGCAUUCCCAUGGCUACAGACUUGGACACCGACUUUGCUUUACUUACGGCUAGUUUAUCACUAAAUCGUGUCAUGUACUAGGCUACUACGGUGAGAAGUCCGUGGGUCGCCCUUCUUGACGUAAUAAUGAGGGGAAUGAAAGUAGGGAAUGAAAGUAGGGAAUGAAAGUAGGGAAUGAAAGUGGGGAAUGAAAGUAGGGAAUGAAAGUAGGGAAUGAAAGUAGGGGAAGAGAAGAACUCGAGAAGAACUGAAACUUUUCACUCAACCAUGAAUGGAUAGUGAAAAACCUAACGCGCCGCUAAGAUACAACAGUUAGAGGACGAGUUGGAGGGCGUCGACGGUGGCGAAUAUGAUGGUGAGCUAGUACAUGUUCUAGAUCACACACCGGCACAUCACGCGAAAGCACAAGGAAAUGCUCCCUGUUUUCAUGGUACAACUUCUACUUGUAGCACGAUUUCGAGAACUACAACGAGGGUUUCUCCUUGUACUAUGACACACAGUGCGACAUCCAGCGCCUCUUCAGCCUGGGCGGCUGCUAGUGGAGGUAGUGGGGGUCAUCGUCCAGGCAGCGGAGGAAAUACAACGAGAAGCUCUGUUAUGAGUGCUGUCCUUGUAGUUGGCUCUCUAGUCUAGUUAUAGACUUUUUACUUUUUUUUCGAUCGAAGUUGGACUAGUCGUGCUUUAUAUUAUAUACUCUAAUCUUCCGUCUCACCGUUUGAGUAAGAAAUGGGAGAAACCGAUUUGGUCAUUUUUCGAUAGUAAGAAAACCGAAAAAAGAGUGCUCACGUCGACAUCAACACCCAAAGCGACAACAUCUUCCUUGUCCAGCAGAGCAGUCGUCGUUUUGCCACCGCCCCCACCACUAUCCCCAAAGCGUCCUAAUAGCGAUCCAGAGUUUCGCCCUGAAGGACGACGUGAAGAAGUACGACGUGAAGAAGUACGACGUGAAGAACCUCUACAUACAGAGGAAAGCUCCUUUGUUGCAGCUGAUGUGGAACAUGAAGAUAUGGUUAAGGCUACUGUACAACUCAAAAUUCCAUGUCUCCACAUCCUUCUCGCUUGCUUUUUCGUCCUCUAGAAUGAUCAUCCUUCAAUUCAUCUUUUCUACUACUUAUCCUCUUAAAAAUCAAUGUGGUUUGUAAACUUCGGGGUAAGUAGUCGUGAAGUGAAACGACCUACAAGCUAAUCCAACCAUCCUCAAUAUUAUACACAGUUGCGACGUCAACUACAUCAAGACCAGCAGAGUAGGAAGACCAGAGGAGGAGGAAGACAUCCUCAAUACUAUACACAGUUGAAGAUAAUGACUUAGAAAUGUGAAGCAUCAUCGUAGACGAAGACUUGGACAUGCCGUCCUCUGCAAUAUAUAAUCUCUGACUGCAGCUCUAAUAUGGAGGAUUUCCGUAGGUCGAUCGAUAAACUGAAUCCUUUCCUUAAAGAAGCGACGCCUGCUGAUACAUCCUCUACUGAUAGAGUCAUCACCACGUGCUCUACUCUGAUACAUCCACCACGUGCUCUACUCUUCUCUAAAGUACCAGGAGAGACCACGACCACGAUUCAUCAGCAAGGUGAACAACGGGAACAAUAUGACGGACGAGAGUCGACUGAACAACAAGAACGUGGAGAGCGUACUUCUACUUCCCGCAGCACUUCUUCCGACAUCAAUACUAUUGACGGUAAGAACUACAUGAAGAAUUAUCAGGAGCAAGCAUCAAGAACAUUGACAUCUUCUUUUCUCGGCCAGCACAGUGUCAGUAAGAAAACUGCUCCACCUCUUUGGCCGCAGCUAUCUUUGCCUUUAUCAGCGGUGACAAGAACGGAUGUUGAUAGAAGUAGAUCUCCGAAAGGAAAUGGAUGUGCAACUUCAACAACGGCAAGCGGUGGCGAGUCCCGCGUGCUGCCCCCUCCUCCUCGAGAAGCGAGCCCACAGAGCUGUAGUUCUGCUUCUCAGCACACAAGUCGUCACCUCAUCAAAUUUUUUAAUCCUCCAAAAUUGCUGAAUGUACCUAGUACACCAGUUAUGAAAGAAAAAAGUGCACUCACACUCAAAAAAGUGGCUAUUUUCCUACUUAAAUCCUAGCCAAUUCCUUGAGUGUGAGUGCACUUUUUCGUUUCAUACCAGUGGGCGGUGCUGGUCUUAGUACACCUAGUAAUACAUCAAGUAGUAAAACAAGUACUAGUAACUCCCUUGGUCUUGGAUUUCAAAGUGGAAGUGGAACAACUUCCGCAAGCUGCAAUCUAGAUGCAGGAUCAUUACUAGAUUCAUCUUCAUUCCGCAAUGCUGUUGCUACCUUGCGUCAGGGUGCUACCACAACAUCUUCAUGUUCGACACAAGAAGAUGUGGUUGUAGGAGGUUUCUCUGAUAGAAGUUCUACAGCUAGGUUCCUCCCAUACAACUAUGAUAAUACUUCUUGUUCCACCAGAAACAACACCAACUAUAAAGAUACUUCUGCCGAUGGUGCGAACAACAACAAUAUUAUGAAAAAUCCCCUUGGGUUGCAGAAAAUGAUGAAUCACUACAACCACACAACUUCUAGUUCUACAACAAGCAUUAAUAGAAAUCUUCAGGAUAGCAAGAGGGUGGAGGACAAAAAUAUCAUGAAGCCGUUUGCCGGAUACUUCAACUUCAACAACUACGCUAACAGGAGAGUAAGCGACAGCACACCUCCUUCGAGAGUAGGAGCUACAGUAGCUAGUAGGCCUGCAGUCUUACCACCACCGGCAAAACGAGUGAAGACUGAUGCAGUGAAGCACGUAGUAGCGAAUAGCAGCUCGUUUUGAGAGGAUGAAGAGCUUCGUUUUGAGAGGAGGAACUUCGUUGUUUAUAGUCGGAGACAGCGAAGAACUGCAACCUAAUAUUUAUGCAAGCCAGGACCAUUAAAUGGAGAAGGAGAACUAGUACAACUACUGUAUUUGUGCAGCUUUUCCUGUUUUAGAACAACGAAAAUCAAAAUACCAACAGCCCUUGAAGUAGAACGAGACCGAGAGGACAUAUUCCAAUAGACCUGAGCAAGAAUAUAGGGAUUGCAGCAUUUUCCCUAUUUUUAGGAAGAUCAAGGUGGUACUAGUACAACUCAGAUGUUGUUGAUAUACAAGACAGUACUCAGAUGAUUGUUUUCCACGAACAUAAAAUGCACUACUCUACUACUCGUCUUAUAUCUACUUAAGUAAUUAUCGUAGAAUGAACGAUUUUGGAAUGCCUAUUAAGCUCGCAACGAAUCAGCCGCCCAAACCCAAUGAAUACUUUUAGCGAUCCAGCAAUACGAACCCAAGAAUGUUGAAUUUAAUACUCUUAACGAUGAAACGACCCAAUCAUGAAUACUUUCUAACGCAACUAGAAAAAAUAGGUGAACUACUCCUGAGAUGAAUCAGUAGAGAUGAGUCUGUUGAUCACGAGCAUGACUCGUGAGAAAAGAAACCGGAAUGAAUUUUUUCGUAGAUUUUUUUCCUUGAAGAUCGACCGCUUGCAAUAAAUUGUUUCAUCCUCAUACAAACCUUGAGCCUAUAUGGAAGCAAAGAGAUGAACAAACUUAGAAGC